CCACCGUAUUUUCACGCGGAGAGAAAAGAGACUAGCGCUCGAGCGGGUGGAGACUGCUACUCAUUUAAAUCCCCCGGGUCGGUUUUUCAGCGUUUAGCAACAAAUACUUUGCCUUUUUUAUUUUCUUUCUAUUGUUGGAUUCUUUAGAGCUGGUUUAAUGUCGUAAAUAACAGGUCUGUAAGGGCGUCGUUGUUGGGAAGUUUUUUCGAGGGGGGGUUUUGACCAGCGAAGGGCCAUGGCAGUCGAGGCUCGGCCGGAGCUGGUAGGGAAGCGGUUCCUCUGUGUCAGCGGGGACGAGCCGCCUGAAAUUGGCGACAUCGGUCGGUGGCCAUGGAGGUCCGGGGUCAUACGAGCCGUUAACCACCGUGACAGCGACAAUCCCGACCUGACGGUA
Molecule: messenger RNA, 394 nt
Organism: Morone saxatilis (striped sea-bass)
Lineage: Eukaryota; Metazoa; Chordata; Actinopteri; Moronidae
Product: probable JmjC domain-containing histone demethylation protein 2C
Source: RefSeq, a predicted model, not a curated record